Molecule: messenger RNA, 1559 nt
Organism: Pelodiscus sinensis (Chinese soft-shelled turtle)
Lineage: Eukaryota; Metazoa; Chordata; Testudines; Trionychidae
Source: RefSeq, a predicted model, not a curated record
GAGCAGCUAAAGGCUUUGGACCGGGAAAUAAACACGUUUGUGGAUUAUAUGUUUGGGUCUCGAGAUUCCAGGGUCAGAGGAUGGCUCCUGUUGGAUUCUUACCUACCCACAUUUUUCCUUACUGUAAUAUAUCUACUAUCCAUAUGGCUUGGCACCAUGUUUAUGAAGAACAGGCCUGCAUUCUCUCUCAGGGGUCAUCUCAUUGUAUAUAACCUUGGAGUUACAGUGCUUUCCUUGUACAUGCUCAUAGAGCUUAUUCUCUCCAGCUGGGAAGGCGGCUAUAACUUACAGUGUCAGAACCUUGUCAGCGCAGGAGAAGCUGAUAUCCGGGUGGCCAAGGUGUUGUGGUGGUAUUAUUUUUCCAAAGCAAUUGAAUUCACAGACACUAUUUUCUUUGUACUGAGGAAGAAAAAUAGUCAAAUUACUUUCCUUCAUGUAUAUCAUCAUGCCACUAUGUUUAACAUUUGGUGGUGUGUUCUGAACUGGAUACCUUGUGGACAAAGUUUCUUUGGUCCCACUUUGAACAGUUUUAUCCAUGUUCUCAUGUACUCCUACUAUGGAUUGUCUGUCAUUCCUUCUAUGCGCAAGUAUCUGUGGUGGAAGAAAUACCUCACUCAGGCACAAUUGAUUCAAUUUCUACUCACCAUUAUCCACACACUUAGUGCCGCUGUGAAGCCUUGUGGAUUUCCAUUUGGUUGUCUCAUGUUCCAGUCUUCAUACAUGGCAACGCUGGUUAUUCUGUUUAUAAACUUUUAUAUUAAGACAUACCAGAAAAGGCCUUCAAGAACCGAUAUGAAGAAGAUUCCUCCUGCGACAGAAAUCAGGAAUGGUUUCCAUAAGGACUAUUUCGCUGCAGCCAAUGGUGUUCUGAACAAUAAGAAAGCACAAUAAGUACAGUAAUUCAAUACUACACUGUAGUAUUUUUCAUUUUUUCUAAUAAAAGAGAGAGACUGAAUUACAAGACAGUUUUAGUGUAGACUCUGACUCAGCUUGGUUACAUUUAUCAGAUCUUUGUACCAGACAUUUAUUAACGUAUUACUAUUUAGAUUUUAACAACGUGUAGCUUUAAGUGCUUUGCCCAAGAUCACCAUCAAAAUGAGAGGCCACUGGAAACAUCAUAUCCUUCCCACGUGCAAAAAAACAAAACAAAAAAACCAAACCAUUCUACAAUCUCGAAUGCUGUUAAAAUGCCUUACAAAACAUUUCACUGGAAACCCCAAAGAGAGAUCACAUUUUCAAGGUAGCCAUCAACAGAUCACGUUUUACUCAGACUAAAAAGUUUUGGCAUGUCCUAAACACACAGAAGGCCGCCAGAACAGGUUUGUUAUACUCUGCUGAGUUAUGCUGAAAGGCAGCUACAUGAUCAAUGGUUUUGACUAAUUUAGACGUGGAAAUCAAAGAGGGUAGAUAAUUUAAAAUUAAUGCCUGACACCAUCAGCACUCCAGUUUUGUACCUUCACAGCCUCUCUCAAAAUAGGGAGGAACUGGUUUAGAAUUUGAAAGUGGAAGGCAGCUUGGGUGAAAGUGAUCAUGAAAUCAUAGAGUUCACAAUUCUAAGG